CCUGAUUUAGACCUGGGACACCAGGUGGGUGAUUCCCCUCUAAUCGGGGCCUGAUUUAGACCUGGGACACCAUGUAGGAGAUUCCCCUCUAAUCGGGGCCUGAUUUAGACAUGGGACACCAGGUGGGUGAAUCCCCUCUAAUCGGGGCCUGAUUUAGACCUGGGUUAUAUUAGUAAUCAGGUAGAAGAGAAAACUGCAGAGUUGGUAGGGUCAGAGUUGAAUGCCCACAGUAUUUUGGUUUAAUCUAAUAUGAGGAUACAGUACAGUACAGAGGAGAGGAGACGAGGAGGAGAAGUCACUACAGUCUACUAAGAGACAGCCCAGCCCAGCUAGGGGUUUGUGGUCUGUGACUCAAUUCCUGUCAGAGAGAGACACUGAGGGGAAAAAUACUUUACUUUCGUCUCUACACGUGUGACAGACUUGGUACUGUCCUAACACAUCAGGUGAUAAAUCAUGAAUAUGCCAUCGAUCUGCAUUCAGCUCUAUGUCCUGGGCCUCCUGGUGCUGAUGGGGUCCAGAGCAGAGGGAGAUUUGGUUGGAAAAGGCAGCAUGUCCACCAACUCCACCCCUACUGAUACCCCCUCUACAGCCAGCCUGACCCCCUCUACAGCCAACCAGACUCCCUCAACAGCCAGCCUGACCCCCUCUUCAGCCAACCAGACUCCAUCAGCAGCCAACCAGACUCCCUCAGCAGCCAACCAGACUCCCUCAGCAGCCAACGAGAUCGCCCAGACUACAUCGUCAGGGUUGACAGCCCUCAGCCAUUCACAUGGCUGGGAGUCCACUGCGACCACGGAAACCAUAUCAGCACCAGGUAACGGACAACUUGUCUGGGUCUGUCUUCAGUCCCUGCUCCCUCUGGGUCUGUCUUCAGUCCCUGCUCUCUCUGGGUCUGUCGUCAGUCCCUGCUCUCUCUGGGUCAGUCUUCAGUCCCUGCUCUCUCUGGGUCUGUCUUCAGUCCCUGUCAGAGAGAGAUCUAUACAUUGGAACUGGGUGAAUAGUAAUGGACAGUUAACCUAA
Salvelinus sp. IW2-2015 is the source of this 1020-nucleotide messenger RNA. The record is from RefSeq and is a predicted model, not a curated record. Lineage: Eukaryota; Metazoa; Chordata; Actinopteri; Salmoniformes; Salmonidae.